Messenger RNA from Phycomyces blakesleeanus NRRL 1555(-), 1213 nucleotides. RefSeq names its product secreted phospholipase B1. The coding region runs from base 1 to 1203 and encodes 400 amino acids. Gene Ontology annotation, molecular function: glycerophospholipase activity. The record is from RefSeq and is a predicted model, not a curated record. NCBI's taxonomy places the organism in Eukaryota, Fungi, Mucoromycota, Mucoromycetes, Mucorales, Phycomycetaceae. Gene Ontology annotation, biological process: phospholipid metabolic process. The transcript has 8 exons.
AUGAGACUCAAUCAUAUUAUAUCCAGUCUUGUACUCUUAGUAUCUCCUAUACUAGGUGAUGUACUUCAAGUACCCAUUGGUAGCAAGCCAACAGGGCUAAUAAAACCUUAUACCGAUGCAUGGGUGCAUGUUCUCGAGCAGUUUUACAACACACUUCCCCACACAAAUAGAACUGAUCGAGACGGCAGCUGUCUACAUCAGGUUCCUGCAUUCAAAUGUCCACCCUUCUAUUGGGACGAUUCUAUAGAGAACAGAGAUGCCAAGCAUCUUCGACCUCAAGAUAUCAAGAGUGUUAUCGCACUUGGAGAUAGUAUAACUGCAGGAUUUGGCAUGAUAUCUGGGAGACCCCCGUUUGCAUCUGUUUGGGAGCACCGAGGCAAAGCAUUCUCGGUUGGGGCAGAUGUUGGGGAACAUACUUUAACAAACUUCAUGUCACAUUUCACUAAUACACACGGGGCACCAGAAGGAGUGACUUUACCUAUGGCACGAGGAAAAAGACUGAAUAAUGCAGUCACAGGUGCAAAAGUGCAGGAUUUAGACAUUGAAGUGACUCGACUAGUGAGACUGCUAAAAUCGAGCAGUUACGAUUCAAUUAGAGAUGAAUGGAAGCUCAUUACCAUAUUUGUGGGAGCUAACAACAUUUGUGUUUUAUGCAAUGACGAAAGAACGGGUCUUCCAAGCCAAGCAGACGCAGAUGUAUUUGAAGAUAGUAUGCGACAAGUGAUGGAACGGCUGCGAACAGAAGUUGGCAAGUCAUUUGUCAAUCUGGUUGCAUUAUUUAAUGUCUCAAGUGUUUAUGAAGCGUCAAGAGGAGAUCCUUAUUGUGAGUUUAUUCUUGACCCUUCUCAUCUCUCGGUAUGUUCGUGCAUCCAGGGUGACGAAAAGCAGCGUUUAGCUGCUGACCUCGUGGUGAUGGAGUAUAAUACCAGACUAGAAAAAAUAGCAUUCGAGUAUAACGAGUUAAAUGACAGGCAAUUUGGGGUUGGUUACCAACCUGGAUUUAUGUUCUUUCCCGUGGGGCAAUAUAAGCAGCACUAUCUGAGCGGAUUUGACUGUUUUCAUCCGAACAAAUGCGCCAAUCAGGUCAUGGCCAUUGUAUUAUGGAAUAACAUGUUCUCUACUCCUGAAGAAAAAACCAAGAAGUAUACACUUGAGAAUAUUACUAUUCAAUGUCCUGGCCCUGAUCGUCCAUACUUACAAUAAACCAUACCUA